UUUGUGUCGUAUGGGUAGAGCCACCCCUGUGUAAACAUCAUUUACAACCAUUUACAUCUUCUCGAUGUAUUGAUAAUUUGACUUAACUAUAAAUUGGCUAUGUUACCCAACUACUCAAGCCUUACUUUCAACUUGCCAAAUUGAAUCGUAAUCGAAUGAAAUCACGUUUUAUUUUGAAAGCUAGAGGUUAGUUUCCAAAGAACGAUUACGUUUCCAACGUACGACUACGUCAUUGUAAUACAUCUAUACAGAUAAAAUCUGAUAUAGUGUACGCAUCCAACUCGCGGAUUGGUUAGAAACGACAAAACGUGCGUUGCAUUUACUUCGGUGAAGCGAUUUGAUUUCAAUUUGCGAAGAACGUCGAAAGAAAGUUAAUAAUGAAUAAAAGCUGAAACCUUUGAAUGAAAACUCAACGUGCUUAGAAAUUGUUCGACCAUAAUUUUAGAUAUCUAUCGUCGUGUAUUUGAAAUACACGUAAAAAACAAACAUGAGUUUCACCUUAGAUAGUUCGAAGCGACAGACAGCUACUACAUGUGCGAGUAAUGCUCCGAAUACAACUUUUACAUUCGGAGCUACCGGCGCAGGAGAUGCAGGAAAAUCGACAGGAUUUUCGUUGACUUCGACACCUGUGCAAAAUAAGCCUGGCACUAUGUUUGGUACCGGAUUAAAUACGACGCCUGCUCAAGGUACAGGAUUUAGUUUUGGAACACCUAACAUUGCUCCUACAAGUACUACAACUCAGCAAACACCUGGGAUAUCCUUUGGUAUGGGUACGAUUGUGAGUACCGGUGUAACUCCCGGUACAGCCAGUACCAUAGCAUCUACAGGAUUUCCUACUACAGCUCCAGCUGGAAGUACUCUAGGGUUUAGCUUAGGAGGUAGUACCACUGCUACAACAACAACUGUACCUACAUCAGGUUUCGUGACUAAGCCAAUUACCAGUGGAUUCUCCUUGGGAGGUGGCGAAGCCACGUCGUCCGCCCCUACAACUGGUUUAACGUUCGGCACUCCGAAUACGAUGACAGCGGGAACAGGAUUUACUCUUGGCGCAGCAUCUACCGCAACAACAGCAUCGACCACAACUACGCAAGCGACAGGUUUCGCAUUAACCACAACUGGUACAACCUCUGUAGGUACAGGAUUUGCUUUCGGUACAGGCACAACUGCAGCUAGUACAACAGGAUUCUCUUUAAACAAAACGUCUGCCGCUCCGAGUCUUACAACUCCGAGUACUCAAUUAUCGUUGGGGACGACUACUACCGUUAGUUCAUCUGCAAAUGCGAGUCAACCGGCAUCCAUAAACUCAUUCGAAGAGUCUAUCAAUAAAUGGACUUUAGAACUGGAGGAACAAGAAAAAGUAUUUGUUAAUCAAGCUGCGCAAGUUAACGCUUGGGACAAAUUGCUUAUAACUAACGGAGAAAAAAUAGUAGCGCUCAAUCAAGAAGUUGAAAGAGUGAAAAUUGAACAGCAACAAUUGGAACACGAGUUGGACUAUGUGGUUGGUCAACAAAAGGAAUUACAGGAUUGUUUGGUACCACUGGAAAAGGAAUUAGAAUCUCUCUCAGUUUCCGAUCCUGAGAGAGAAUACACGUAUCGUUUAGCGGAGGAACUCGAUACACAAUUGAAAUGUAUGUCGGAAGAUUUGAAGGAAAUCAUCGAGCAUUUGAAUCAAGCUAAUCGUACUCAAGAUUCUAGCGAUCCAAUCGUUCAAAUUGGUAAAAUAUUGAACGCGCACAUGAACAGUUUGCAAUGGUUAGACCAACAGACAAAUCUACUAAAUCAAAAGAUACAACAAAUCGAUCAAAUGCAUCAAAAUUUUAGACAAGAAAAUGAACGAAAUUUAAGCCUAGCGUAUAAUUAACUUUAAUUAUAUCAUCAUUCGAUAAACGUUCAAAGAGAAAUGUAUCGAUUUCUUUUGUCGGGAGGAGUAAAUUUUGUACCGUUUGUUUUUAUGUAUUUAGGAAAAUAAAACACAAGCCGAGCAGUUGUAUAAAAAAUAAAUAAUAUGUAUUAUGUUAGAGUGA
Hylaeus anthracinus is the source of this 2024-nucleotide messenger RNA. RefSeq names its product nuclear pore glycoprotein p62 (gene Nup62). Gene Ontology annotation, biological process: protein import into nucleus; RNA export from nucleus. NCBI's taxonomy places the organism in Eukaryota, Metazoa, Arthropoda, Insecta, Hymenoptera, Colletidae. The record is from RefSeq and is a predicted model, not a curated record. Bases 488 to 1861 code for a protein of 457 amino acids. Gene Ontology annotation, cellular component: nuclear pore; nuclear pore central transport channel. The transcript is spliced from 6 exons. Gene Ontology annotation, molecular function: structural constituent of nuclear pore; phospholipid binding.